This is a messenger RNA of Hylaeus volcanicus, 1475 nucleotides long. RefSeq lists its product as uncharacterized. The transcript has 4 exons. Lineage: Eukaryota; Metazoa; Arthropoda; Insecta; Hymenoptera; Colletidae. The record is from RefSeq and is a predicted model, not a curated record. The coding region runs from base 346 to 1398 and encodes 350 amino acids.
CUAUUUUCUGUGACUGUAAUAUUUUUUCUAACGUAUGAUUAAAUAAUUGAACUGUGUCGACUUUGAUCACUUUACGUUAUUUGUCCCUGAGUAUGGAAUUUGAAUGUACAUAUGUACGUAUAAGAAAUCCUGUUUCGACGUAUUGCCCUACGUCGUCCUCAACUAUAAAAACAUUCUUUACGUGGUAUAUUUACCAGACAAAUUUCAAAGACGUUCGAUGACUAUGCUUUCGUUCGACGGUAUCCAGUGAGACUCGAAUACGCGUAAACGUAAUUUGUGGAGCGAAACCAAGUAAAUUUGUUACGAAGUACCUGCUAUACUGUAAGAUUACGAACCCUGCAAAAUAUGACCUCGAGAAGGCGUGCAAUGGGCAGAGAGGAGUUUAAUUUGUACAGCACCCCAGUGGAAGAAACUAAGCCAAAACUUGUUAGGAAUUCGUCGUCGAAUGGGGUUAGGAAGAGAAAAACGUUGGCAAGUGAGAUUAGUCUUCAGAAAAGGGCCAAGAAACGACGGAAAAGAGCAAAAGUGAUCCUGGGAAGCUAUAAGGAAAACAAAAGAUCGAAAAGUAAAAAGGCUACUUUACCAACGAACUAUGAUGGCGAGUGGGUCACGGAAUCGGAACACUCGAGUUACAGCUCGGAUGCUGUCUUAUUCAAGGAGCUGCAAGAGCCAGAAUCCGUUCGAGAAGCGCAUCACGUUGUGGAUGAUCCCUUGAACGCGUCGUUUCUCGAACCUCGUCAUAGGGAAAAUAUAGAGUUGGAAAAGAUUGAUGUCGUGGUGAAUUACGAACCCCUUCAAACGGUAUCACACCUGCCUUUGCAGAUCAACGAUACAGACGACGAGGAGGAAGAGUUUGUAUUGAGGGAAGAAGACGAGACGAGAAAAUACCCAGGUAGACAACCGAGAAAAUCAGUGAACCCGAAAUCAAAAUGUAUGAAGUGGUUGAUGGAUUUAAAAUCACCCACAGCGUCGAGCAAUAUCCUCUGGGAUGAUUGUACAAGGGAUCAUCCUACAGAAAGGAGUAUGCAUAUUCCUCAACCUAACAUUUUGAGAAACAAGAACGAGCAAAAUGACGCGGAUUCCGCAGCAGAACCGCUUGGGAAGUUAUGGCCAGGGCUGAAAAUACCUCCCGAUAUGGAGGUUACGCGUGGAACCAAAGAUAAACAGUCAAAAAAAUGGACUCGAAAGUACAGCGUGUAUAUAUUUCCCGAGUCUGAAGACGACGAAUCUGAAUUGAUAAGCCUGAGAGAGUAUCGUCGUAAACGGAAAGCUGAAAAAGAAAAGAUGUUAUGUUCCAAGAGAUUUAAACCUCGAAUUACGUCUAUAGAAACGUUAACAAACAUACGAUAUAUAAAACAUGGAGAAAAUUGGAGAAUCGUUGAAAAUCCUUCUGAUUAAAUUUUUUCGUUGGGAUACCAAAUUAAUAAAUAGAUAAAAUUCGUUAUUUCGAAGUAUGUAGAUAAGAUUAAGGGAGU